UUGUGUUUACGCUGGUUCGGUGGCCGUGAACACUUGUUCUGCUUUGUGCCCGUGUGGACCGGCGGCUCGGAAGCCUCCGUCCUUCGCCGCUUCCCCCUCCCGUUAUUCUGGAUCCUUCGCUUCUUUCUUGCGUCUGAGGCCUUAAGCGUUUUAGCAUCGCUGCACGAGCCUCACAGAUCUCCUCCAUUAUUCCAUAAUGUGAGCUCGUGCAUGUAAAGCAAUGCACGGAGCGGACCCCUGGAGGGACGCGUUCAUUAGACUCAGACGCCUCGCUGUGUUCUUAUUCCUGCAUUUUGAGGACACACUGUCGGGAGCGGCGGAUGCGGCGCCUGUGCGCAAAUGCCAAGCCCAUUUUUCAUUUUGCUCGUCUGUGGAGCGUCUGCGCAGCAAAUGCAGCCACUCCAGUGUCACAAAGCCCGAGCAGUGAACCGGGCUGCUUAUCUGACACAUAUGGGAUCCUCCGUAAUCCUCCCAGGGUCAGUGGACGCAGCAUGAUCCACUGUAGGUGCUCGAAAGCCUUUUAGAAAGCGUGUAACGAGCCGGAGCAUUGUCUGCAUGUACGUGGGGAUAAUAGCUGUGGUUUGCUGGAUCGCAUUGAUUCACGGAAUGAGCAUCUCCGCUGUCUUCCCCUCGCCUCGGACACACCUCUUUUCCAUCCUUCGUGGGUUUCUGGAGCUCCGUCCGUACGGGUGGAGGUGGGGGGUGAGGGGAGUGGGCAUGUUGUCGUCUGCAACCACAGCUGGAAGCCAUUUCAACCAGCCAGAUGAUGUGGUGAAAGGAAUGAACGGCAUCUCAGUGUCAGUGCGGUUUUGAAAGACACCCGUGGCCUUCUUUCUGCAAGUUCCUGCAGAGCUUCGGCACAAAGUUGGUCUCCACUGUGCGUCUGUCACAGAACCCUGGAGAACAGCAGCGUAGUUUGUCAAACCAAGGGGUGGAUUCUGGUUUCCUAAAACUCACACUGACCCCAGAGAAGAGACAGCGUGACGAUGUGGCGGUCGGGGACAAUCACACAACUCCUGCAUGCACCGGUUGAAAACCACCAGGCCCUGGUUCCUGUGGGCCGAGGCCCCUGAGCAGCUCCGCUAAGUGCAAUUUGACCAGUGGCUGAACAGGAAAUCUACUAAAACUGUGUGACGUUGGGUUUCGUCCCUUUUGUCUGGUCCCGAAUAUGAAACAAUGGCUCUUCUCUGUUUGGCUGCUGACUUAAUGGAGUCAUAGCUUGAAACAACGUCCUCCCGGCGUCAGCGUUAUGAAAUGAAUUCGCGCUGAACUGCUCCAUUUAGCAAAGACUGUCAGCCUAUUGCUUCAUGUGGGCGUGAUUCCAAAAGGGACCACAUCCAGGACAGACCUGCCAGCAGAGCUUAGCCUGGCAGAACCAGCACCUCUGAAAUGACUUGUCCAUGACCCAGCUUUUAGAUAAGACAUUAAGAUUCUCUUUGACAGACACUCGUGGAUGCUUUAAUUUAUCGUUUAAUACGUUGUAUCAGAGAAUAUUAUAACCAGUGAGAUUCUAGGAAAAGACGAGCGACCCAGACAGAUGCUGAAACGUCUGCCAUAAGAACCUGUUCUGGUGUCAGUUUCUGAUUGUUAGAGGAGCAGGAACUCUCCGGCUUUAAGCUGUGUUUAAUUGGCACCACGCUGAUCAGGGACUUUGGCUCAUUGCUCCAGUAAAACAGUGUGUGUGAUCGGAUUGUGUAGCUCCAGGUCCUGUGUACACAGUGAAACAUGCAGCAGCUGGAGGUCCUUGUUACCCAACUCGCUGCUAGAAGGAUUCCAUCGCUCUCAUCCGCAAACGGGAACUUUAAACGCUGCUGCUGUUAUGUAAGUAGUUUUAAGAGGUUGUGCCAGCUCUUAAACUGAAAGGAGGAUGUGUGGAAAGACAGCAGGAUGUGCCUGACAUCCUGGACAUGUGAAAACACUGACUUCACCUGAGCAGGAGGCCUUUCCCCUGCGGCACUUAGACGGAGGGCAAAAUGCAAACAGGGCUCCACCUUCAGCAGCAGCACUGCAGGGCUGGGCUCACGUUAAAAAGGUAGAGCCGGUCUGCAUCUGCCGGAGGCUGGGCGAGCGAGAGAGAGAGAGAGAGACACGGGAGGAAAGUAGGUCAGAGAUACAGAUGCAGUCAAGCAUGAGAGAUGAGAGCAGCAUCCUCAUCUGAGCUGAGCUCCGAGCGCUGGUGGAGGCUUCAGACCAGCCCGUCUACGCUGAAGAUGCUGUGAGGGCAGACAUCAUUUAAUAUAUAGGGCUUCAAGCCUGACCUGCGCUUGGCAAUGGAGUACAUGAACAACACCUCCAACAGCUAUGGCUCUGGAGACACCGUGAGCUCCACCUUAGCCAACAUGAGCAUCAACGACCAACACCACCAGGAGAACGGGGUCCAGGUGGGACACCGAAGCCCCGGAGACGCCAAAAUGAAAGCAGAGACGCCUGCAGACCAAAGCGGCGCUGCAGGGGUUUCUGGGCUCUCGGAGAGCGCCCCAUGUGAGGACCAGGGGCAGCUCGGUACACCUCCUGUCUAUGCAGGAGGAUCAGCUUCAACAGCUCAAGCAAAGAUGGAUAAUGGCUCUGCAGAGAAGACUCAAACUUCUGUCAAACCAGCCCCUAAGUCCAAACUCACCAAGGACCAUUCCUCCCGAAAUGGUCACAGCUCGAUCCCUGUUAAAACCGGCAGCACAGGGCCCAGGCAGCCUGGAGUUGCAAAGUCUCAAACCCCAGGAGCCAAAACUUCAGCAAGAACUGCUGUUCACUCAGCUAAUGCCAAGAAACCUCCCACUCCAAAAAGUGGAAAAGACUCUAAGAGUGGACAGAGCAGCCCUGGGACUCCCAAAUCCCCCUCGAGCCAAGCACAGUCUGCCGCUGAGGCUAACAAAGUAAAGAAGGUGGCGGUAGUGCGUUCUACACCCAAAUCCCCGGGUUCAAUGAAGAGCCGUCCUCCCGCUCCGUUGGCCGCCGCCGCGCCGCUGCCGGACUUGAAGGGUGUGAAGUCCAAGAUCGGCUCCACAGACAACAUCAAGCACCAGCCUGGCGGUGGAAAGGUACAAAUCCUUGAUCAGAAGGUGGACUAUAGUAAUGUGCAGUCUAAGUGUGGCUCCAAAGGCAAUAUCACUCAUAAACCUGGUGGCGGCAAUGUGCAGAUCCUCGACAAGAAGCUGGAUGUGUCCAAUGUCCAAUCUCGCUGUGGCUCUAAAGACAACUUAAAGCACACGCCUGGUGGAGGGAAGGUACAAAUUGUUGAUAAGAAGUUGGACAUGAGCAGUGUGCAGUCCCGGUGCGGCUCCAAAGAUAAUAUAAAACAUGUACCUGGUGGUGGCAAUGUCCAAAUAGUCCACAAAAAGAUUGACCUGAGCAACGUUACAUCUAAAUGUGGCUCCAAAGACAACAUCCGUCAUAAACCAGGUGGUGGAAAUAUCGAGAUCAAAAAUGAGAAGGUGGAGUUCAAGGUCCAGUCCAAGGUGGGAUCUCUUGACAACAUCGGCCACGUUCCUGGAGGUGGACUGAGGAAGAUCGAGAGCCACAAGCUGAGCUUCCGUGAGUCGGCCAAGGCCCGCACCGACCACGGCGCUGAGAUCAUCUCCCUGGACGACUCCCCUCAGCAGCUCAGCACCGUGUCCUCCUCCGGCAGCAUCAACAUGGCCGACUCUCCGCAGCUGUCCACGCUGGCCGACCAAGUGUCCGCCUCUCUGGCCAAACAAGGCUUGUGAACGCACCCGCUCCACCUCCACCUCAGCCACACGACCACGUACAGGAGUUGUGAUGCCUUCCUCCUUUCUGUCACUGGACUUUUUUAUCUCCCUGUCACAUUUUCCCUUCACUAACCUUUGAGGUGUUACUUUUAGAGGUCCUGAUGAUAUAAAAAAUAACCAGUAGGCCAUGAUGUAAUUCAUUUCUGUCUGUAGUCUUUAAUCUCUUCACUUUAUUAUUUCCACCUUUUUGUAAGUGUCCCUUUAAGACACCUUCUGGGAAACCACGCGUUUGUCACCUGGUGUUCUGACUGUAAGCUCCUGUUAGAACGUUUGUUUACAGCAUCCCCUCAUGUUUUCAAGGUCCUCGAACUAUGGAAGCUCAGCUUGGUGCAAACGGUCGGGCUCCAGCUGCAGGGUUCGGUGCGAGGAGGGAUCGGAGGGAAAACUAAAAGAAAAGUAGCAACUUUCUGUGUAAGGAUAGAAAAUGCUUUCAGACCUCACGCUGUCUUUGCUUCGUUUAGUCCCGGCGUGUGCUGCACCUCGAGCGGUUGCAGGUGACGGCUUCGCAACCGCUUUUAGGAAAAACUGAAAAAAAAAACGAACGGCUAGAGUAGAAACUUUGGGUUUGUGUUGGGCACAGUUUUCUAAUCGUACUCUGUGGAUCUAUGACAUGUAUUUGAUAUGAAGAAACAUUUGUAUUGUGCCUGCUGCCGUCAGUGUUCAUUCUCUUUAUUUGUUACUGCUCUGUUGUAAAUGCGCUUAAGCUUCGUCGUACAAGGUGAACAACGUGACCUGAAGGCAUUAAAGUGGCCAAAUGGAGACGAGACAAGGUGACGUUGUCACUUCAGUUAAUUAUUACAGUAUUUAAACAGCUAUAUGCACCUGAACCGUAGCUAGAAUAAUCAGCAUUGGUGGAAAACACUGAAGCGAGGCUGUUGACCUACAGCUCCACAGGUGAACUAACCGUUAGCAUGUGUAGAAGUUUCAUAUAUGGGAUAAAAUAAUAAUUGGCCGCCGUCUCCUUUUCUCUGCUGUUAAUGUUUAUUUGAUGUUUAACUGGAUGAAACCAGAUAUUAAGCAUUCAACAGUAGAGAAAAGGAGACGAGUGUGACCAAACCAGGAAAAGUACAUCUGUCACGUUUUACUCACACCGUGUUAUUCUAAUGUUGCUUCAUCUCGUUUUGAAGGUUCACACGACCAGUAAUUUAAGAUUCAGCUGGAAUGAGAGCUUAGAGCAGGAGAAGGAUGAUGAUGAUGAUGAUGGUGGUGGUGGUGGUGGUGGUGACUGGGUGAGGUUGAGAUGAGGACAGUGACGCGGUGCAGCUGUUGAACAUCGUCCGUAUCAGCUCACAGACCUUCACCUCUCAGAGUGUGUGGGCGCCUGACGUUGGACCAGGCUGCAGGUUUGUGGGCGGAGCUAAAGCAGGUUUCCUCAGGCUGCUGGAAGGUUGGAGCACGUCAGACUUAACUAGGAACUAACUCACACUUGAACUAACCUAGGUCAAAGUUAGCGCUGUCUACAUUGCUUCCUGUGGGGCAUUUAUUUAAAGGACGUUGAAGGCAACCAGCUGCAGAUCCAUCACUGUUCCGUUCCCUUAAGUUCCGCCCUCGUGUUUCUCUCAUCAGUGGGACUGACUUCUUGCAUGCACCUCGUGUGGGAGACGUCUGCUUGUUGCCUCCUUUUCACUGAGUGGUGUCGUGGGUCGAGUCCUGUGCAGGCGCUUUCUGGCAGGAUGUGGGUGAGAGGAGUCACUGCUUCAUGCGUUUAAACAGCAGACAAGAACCUUAAGGACGUUCCUGCGCCACCACCUGCAUGCGACAGUAAAUCCUGGGCUUUUUCCUGUGAAGACCCUGUUGAGGAGCAGGAUGGGAUGUUCCCGGGUGCUCCCUGUGCGGUUGUUGUUCGGAGGUUUCUGCAGUAAUAUCACCUCUUUUGUUUCGCUCCUCGGUUCCUUAUGGCGCUGUACAGUUGUGGAAAUGUGAUUGUUCUCGUUAUUGUGCAUUUUAUCAAUAACUGGUUUAUGAUGAUUCUUGUUGCUGUAUGUGUAUUUGAAAAUAAAUGCUAUGAAGUCACUGUCA
This is a messenger RNA of Betta splendens (Siamese fighting fish), 5762 nucleotides long. Its product is annotated as microtubule-associated protein tau-like. The transcript is spliced from 15 exons. The coding region runs from base 2271 to 3701 and encodes 476 amino acids. Gene Ontology annotation, cellular component: neuron projection. Gene Ontology annotation, biological process: neuron projection development; microtubule cytoskeleton organization. NCBI's taxonomy places the organism in Eukaryota, Metazoa, Chordata, Actinopteri, Anabantiformes, Osphronemidae. Gene Ontology annotation, molecular function: microtubule binding. The record is from RefSeq and is a predicted model, not a curated record.